UACAACUACACUCUUCGCACGUCAAUCGGCGUGGUUUUCCUUUACUGUUGUUGAGCAUUUCUGUAAAUGCACAGGAUAUAUGUUGGGUGCAAUUGGGUUGGUAUACAAUGAAGCGAGCUAGCGUGCCCGCCGGGUCGCGGCUGCAGCAGAAGCAUUAUCUCCAGGAGAAGCACUUCAUUCUCGACUGCGUGGCGGUGUCCUCCAUGGCUAGUGUUUAUGAAACAGUACAUCCGAAGCUGUGGGCUGUAAUCCCGCCGUAUAACGGGCAGAAGGACAACCAUACUCGCCAAUAUUACUCAUCACCAUCGGUGAAACUGCUUUUAGAGAAAACAGGACAGGGUGGCGGCGGGACCUCAAUACACGGUGAGAUGGUAGAUUUUUUCUAUAAACUCGGACCAGGACAGCAAGCCCUCGACAGAAGGAACAUGGCUGGGGCAGGUCACUCAGACGAACAGGUGACGGGCCACACCGGCCUGACGUUGGUCCAGCAGAAUAAUUUCGGGUACAACGGAAAGCUGGGGUACAGACGAAACACCCCCUUUCUGAGGCAGAGAGCGCCGUGUUUCGGAGCCGUGACGAAGCUUCCUAUGUAGCCUACUAACAAGACGGGCUCUCCCCAUCAAACAAAAAAGAAAAAGCAAUUUUUAGAGAAGAAAAGAUGUCGAGUGUUACUGUUUACCUUCCUAAAAAGAAUAAAAAAGCGGGUUAUGUAGGCGGUGUUCUCUCGUUCAUUGAAUAAUGUGUUUCUUGCUAACUCAGAUAAGAACCACUCGAACUUCCCUCCAGCCUCCUGCAGGGAGUAGCCUGUGGUUUCCAUGGAGACAGCAGGACCACGAAACCAAACCAGGAUUAUAAGCAAAUAACUUGCAGUGUUAAC
Molecule: messenger RNA, 877 nt
Organism: Polyodon spathula (Mississippi paddlefish)
Lineage: Eukaryota; Metazoa; Chordata; Actinopteri; Acipenseriformes; Polyodontidae
Exons: 3
Coding region: 108-593 (161 amino acids)
Source: RefSeq, a predicted model, not a curated record